Messenger RNA from Pelmatolapia mariae (spotted tilapia), 1729 nucleotides. It is a transcript of the gene sumf1, whose product is annotated as sulfatase modifying factor 1. The transcript has 9 exons. NCBI's taxonomy places the organism in Eukaryota, Metazoa, Chordata, Actinopteri, Cichliformes, Cichlidae. The record is from RefSeq and is a predicted model, not a curated record. Gene Ontology annotation, cellular component: endoplasmic reticulum. The coding region runs from base 170 to 1288 and encodes 372 amino acids.
GUUUUUGUGGAUUAACAGAAUUUAGUCCACAGCAAACAUUCACUUCGGGAAGGAAAGGGUUACGUUUUGUUACACUGUAGCCAGCUGACUGACCACGUGACUUUACGGAAGCAACAGUGUCAACAUCAUGCACGGACCCUGAGCUGUGCCUUGGAAAAAAAACAUCAAAAUGUUGCGUUAUUUCACCUUAUUGUUCAUAUUUGGAUGUGUGAGCAAAGUGCUGUGUCUUCAGAGUUCAUGUAGCGCAGAGCAGGAACCUCCAGGCCCGGAAAGAGCGGCGGGCUGCGGCUGUGAUAAGCUGACUAGAGACGCUUCAACUGUGGACCCCUUGGACGAGGAUGAGGGUAAAGCAGCUUCCACAGAUCCUGAUCUCAAAUACUCCAAAGACGCAAAUGACAGGACGAAUCAGGUGCAGGACAAUGAGCGGGAAACACAAAGUCCGAUGGUGCAGAUUUCUGGAGGGGAGUUCCUGAUGGGAACAGACAACCCAGGCAUCCCCCCAGACGGUGAGGGCCCCCAGAGAGUGGUGUAUGUGGACUCCUUCAACAUAGACAUCCAUGAAGUCACUAACCAACAGUUUCAGAGCUUCGUCCUUGCGACAGGAUAUGUGACUGAGGCAGAGAAAUUUGGAGACUCGUUUGUUUUUGAGGGACUUUUGAGUGAGCCAGUGAAAAGCCAAGUCACUCAAGCAGUGGCCGCUGCCCCUUGGUGGCUUCCAGUCAAAGGAGCCUCCUGGAGGCACCCUGAGGGCCCAGACUCCAACAUCACAGACAGGCUCCAUCAUCCUGUUUUGCAUGUCUCGUGGACAGAUGCUGUUGCCUACUGCUCCUGGGCUAACAAGAGACUCCCUACAGAAGCAGAGUGGGAGUAUGCCUGCAGGGGGGGCCUGAAAGACAGACUUUAUCCAUGGGGAAACAAGUUGAACCCAAAAGGACAACACUUUGCUAACCUCUGGCAGGGAGACUUCCCCACACACAACUCUGGAGAAGAUGGGUAUAUCAAAACUUCACCGGUGAUGUCCUUUCCUCCCAAUGCUUUUGGUCUGUACGACAUGGUGGGGAAUGCAUGGGAAUGGACAGCAGACUGGUGGACUGUGCAUCACACCACGGACCCGCAACGCAACCCAAUGGGGCCUCCCUCAGGCAAAGAUAAAGUGAAGAAGGGAGGGUCAUACAUGUGCCACAGGUCUUACUGUUACAGGUAUCGCUGUGCAGCAAGAAGCCAAAAUACACCGGACAGCUCAGCUUCUAAUCUUGGUUUUCGCUGUGUUUCUCAGGAGAAACGAUAAUCUCACCUGCUUGUCUUAAACACACUUUUACUGAAGCUGCUGCCUAAACCCAUUGUUGACUAUGCAGGAAGGACAUGCAACCUUUUACUGUGAUCUCAUUGCCAAACAUCUGAAAAUGAUGGACAGUAAAUCUUCUCUACUAUGAUAUAUGUUCAUAGGAUUCUCACCUUUUAUAGUUUUUCAGAUGUUUUCAUAAGAAACGAAUGGCAAAGCUUUCUCUGGCCACCUUUGAGUACUGGUGGGAAAAAAUAUUAAUAAUUCAAGUUACUGUACCUUUCACUGGAACAGAUUAGUGUGGUUUUUUUCUUGUUGCCAUUAUCAGCUAAAAGCUGGUUGUGCUGAAAGUAAAUCUUAAUGUACAGAAAAUGACUUUGCUGUAAAAUCAUUGUAGAAAAUUGUCCUUUUUUGCUCAAAAGCACUGUUUCAUACAUUUCCAUUAUA